Scheffersomyces amazonensis is the source of this 410-nucleotide messenger RNA. RefSeq lists its product as uncharacterized. The record is from RefSeq and is a predicted model, not a curated record. NCBI's taxonomy places the organism in Eukaryota, Fungi, Ascomycota, Pichiomycetes, Serinales, Debaryomycetaceae. The transcript has a single exon. The annotation marks the transcript as partial.
AUAUCAAUCUAAUUGAUGAUCAAAGUCAGACUGUAAUAGACGAAGAUUCACAAGAUCAAAUUGUUAACUUAAGAAAUCAACGAGAAGAAUUAAGAGACACUGUAACUAAAAUGACAGUUAAUCAUACCUAUGAAUUAAAACUUUAUCAAGAUAAGAUUCGAGCAUUAGAAUCUCAAUUGAAAAAUACAAAGUUUAUUAAUGAUAAACUCAGUAAUCGAAGUACUAGUUCUCAACCUCAAUUAUCUCCAACUCAAUCUAAACUGCCACCGCCUAGUUCUAAAUUCAGAUUAACUUCUGAAAGUAGAGGUAAAUUAGCAGGUUUCACUAUAGUUACACCUACCAAGAAGUUUGUAGAUUAGUUUAGUUUAGUUACAUUUAUAUAUAUAUAUAUAUAUUAAAAAAAAGUAUUU